AGGAUUCAACACAACUGGAGCUGCUUAGAGAAUUCAUGAAACUUCAGAAGGAAAUGAUGAUUAUGCUGUUAUCUAUGUUGGAAGGAAAUGUGAUGAAUGGUCCAAUAGGAAAACAGAUGGUGGACACUCUUGUAGAGUCCCAGGCCAAUGUGGAGAUGAUUUUGAAGUUCUUUGACAUUUUCCUGAAAAUGAAAGAUCUGACAUCAUCAGAAGCUUUCCUGGAAUUUGAUGCCAAUAAGGAUGGCUACAUUUCAGCCAAAGAAUUUAAACGUGCUAUGGAGGCACAGAAAAUGUAUUCUCGAGAGGAGAUUGAGUACAUCAUGAUGUGUGUGGACGCUAACCAGGACGGGAAGGUGGACUUUAACGAGUUCACCGACCGAUUCCACAAUCCUGCCAAAGACAUCGGCUUCACAAUGGCUGUCCUCCUCACUAAUCUAUCAGAGCACAUGCCUAAUGACCCAAGAUUGGAGAGGUUCCUGGAGAAGGCCCGUUCUGUACUGGACUACUUUGGACCCUAUCUGGGCAGGAUAGAGAUUAUGGGCAGUGCUAACAAGAUAGAGAGAGUCUACUUUGAAAUCAAACAAUCUCACAUUGACCAAUGGGAGAAACCUCAGAUCAAGGAAUCCAAGAGGUCCUUCCUGCACAGUGUGGUCAAUGAAGGAGGUGACAAAGAGAAACUGGAGAGCUUUGUCAAUUUCUGUGAAGACACUAUCUUUGAGAUGCAGCAUGCCACCAGUAUUAGUGCUGAGGAGCAGAGGAUGGCGGCCCUGAGGAGUGGGAUGGGCCUCCAGGAGGAGAGUGGAGGAGGAGUGCUGGAGCCACUGAAGAUGACCUACCGUUUCCUGUCUAAUGCCGUGGCCACGUUCCUGUCAUUUUUCACGUGGACAAACCUGAAGACGACUUACCAGGCCUUUAGGAGAAUGACCUGGCCCCAGGUGAUCUGGACGCUGGUCAAACUCUGUGUCAAACUGGCCUUCACACUCCUCACAUUCAUUUUCCAUGUGUUCUGGACAUUGUUGAAAUUUGUGGUGAACAUGAUGAAAGGUGAGCAAGACAAAGAAACCGUAGAACAGCCAGAAAUCCUAGCUCUUCCAGCACCCUCCCUCCCUGAGGAACAGAAGACAGAGCCUAUACUGAAUGGGGUUCCAGGUGUUCCCACAGAAGAAGGAAUCUCUACCCCUACUGCUGUCCAGCAAGAGACCGGGACAGAGAGUCCAGAAUCCACCACAUCUACAGAACCAGCCACAGAGGUCACCCCACAGGAACCCCCUGUCCCACCAGCACCACCUAUGCCCCCUCCCAGGACCUCAGCUGACAGUAAAUCCAAAUCUGAGGAAGAUGUUCCCUAUGAGACUAAAGGAUUUGAUUAUGGAAAAUAUGUCCUUUAUUUAAGUGUAUUAGGACAGAAGUUAGUUUCUAUAGGGAGUCUGUUUGCCCGUAAUUUCUACAACUUUAAGUAUGUUGCCCUGUUCCUUGCCUUUAUUAUCAACUUCCUCCUGCUCUUCUACAAGGUCAACAAGGUGCCCCAUGAACAAGAGGUGUCAGACGGGAACCAGACAGAAGAAGAAGAGUUUGACGAGGUAGUUACAAUGCAGGGAGAAAACUACAUGCAGAUUGUUGCCCGACUUCUGGCUGUGGUCCAUUCUCUGGUUUCAUUUUCUAUGCUGAUUGCCUACUACUGCCUUAAAGUGCCUCUAGUCAUCUUCAAGAGAGAGAAGGAGAUUGCCAGGAAGUUGGAGUUUGAGGGAUUAUGGGUAGCUGAACAACCAGGAGAAGAUGACCUCAAAGGUCACUGGGAUAAACUGGUUCUCAACACACAAUCCUUCCCAGAUAGCUACUGGGACAAGUUUGUUAAAAAGAAGGUUAGCACUUUUAAGGGUACUUGUGCUAGGUAUGCUGAACAGUAUGACUAUGAAGCUAUCAGUAACUUACUGGACAAAGAAGAUUCAAUCAAAAUUGAAGAAACCAAAUCUUCAGGAUUCUUCCCAAGUUUCUUGUUCAAUGUAGACUGGCAGUAUCAGAUUUGGAAAUGGGGAGUCAUUUUCACAGACAAUUCUUUCCUCUACAUAGCAUGGUACUUCAUCUUUUCUGCCAUGGGAAAUUUCAAUUACUUUUUCUUUGCUGCUCAUUUAUUGGAUGUUGCCAUUGGUUUCAAGACACUAAGAACCAUUCUGCAGUCUGUAACCCACAAUGGAAAACAGCUGGUGCUGACAGUGAUGUUGACCAGUGUGGUUGUCUAUAUCUACACUGUUAUAGCCUUCAACUUUUUAAAGUUCUACGUCAAAGAAGAGGAUGGUUCUGUUGACUAUAAGUGCCAUGACAUGCUAACUUGUUUUGUGUACCACUUACACACUGGAGUUAGAGCAGGAGGAGGAAUUGGUGAUGAGAUAGAGCCAGCAGAUGGUGAUCCGUUUGAGGUGUACAGAAUUCUUUUUGACAUCACUUUCUUCUUUGUCAUCGUCAUUCUUCUAGCCAUCAUUCAAGGUUUGAUUAUUGAUGCCUUUGGAGAACUGAGAGAUCAACUUGAACAAGUAAAAGAAGAUAUGGAGUCUAAAUGCUUCAUCUGUGGUAUUGGAAAAGAGUAUUUUGAUAAAGUCCCUCAUGGUUUUGAAACCCAUGUCAUGAAAGAACAUAAUUUUGCCAAUUACAUGUUUUUCCUGAUGCACCUGAUUAACAAGCCUGACACAGAGUACACAGGCCAGGAAUCCUAUGUGUGGGAGCUCUAUCAGCAGAGAUCCUGGGACUUCUUCCCUGUGGGAGACUGCUUCAGAAAGCAAUACGAAGACGAGGGGGACAAGAGCUGAACAGCUGACUGUCUACUCUUAGGAAUUAUCACUGACUUGUCACUGAAUUAUCACUGACUUGUCACUGACUUAUCACUGACUUCAGAUGCAAGUCCCUGAUCAUGCUUCUUUGAUAUCAAUAUUGGGAUGUACACAUAUAGGGAGAUACAGUAUUUUGUGAUCCUUUUUGUAUUCUGCACCUUUUUUCUUUGUGUUAUGACAAGCAUCUGAACGUUUUAUAAUUACUGAGUUCUGCUUUUGUGUACCAUAAUGCAGAAGUUAAAUCUGGAAGAGAGUGGAAGAGAUUCUGUAUUAACUUUAUACUGAGCAGUAAUUAAGUGAUGUGUAUAUGUAUGUUGAAAAGACUGACAGACAAGAAAUAAGGAGUGAAUGUUAAAUUGAUGUGGUUUUUGUCUCACAUGGUAUGUGAAGUUUGUUGGAGAAUUUACCCUUUGAUAUUUUUGUCUCAUUUGUUUUAAAAUUUUAAAGCUUUUGACAAUCUUCAUGUUGAAUUGUAUUAACCCUUUUGUGAGUUUACUGUGAUGAAGUGCAAUAUUUUCCUCUGAUUUUUUUUUUUUUGAAUUUCUGUAGUUCUUUGUCAUACAUUUACAUGAUUCUAUUUAUCAUGAUUUGUUUUCAUGUGCAAUAUUUUGAAUGCCCUAAAAAAGGUAUGUUAUUUAUUAGAAAUUUAUGGUUUUUAACACCUACUUUUAUUUAUCUAUUUAAUAAUAAAGAACAAAAAAUAA
Molecule: messenger RNA, 3529 nt
Organism: Saccostrea cuccullata (small rock oyster)
Lineage: Eukaryota; Metazoa; Mollusca; Bivalvia; Ostreida; Ostreidae
Product: ryanodine receptor-like
Exons: 25
Coding region: 36-2804 (922 amino acids)
Biological process (GO): intracellular calcium ion homeostasis; release of sequestered calcium ion into cytosol by sarcoplasmic reticulum; striated muscle contraction
Cellular component (GO): sarcoplasmic reticulum membrane; smooth endoplasmic reticulum; calcium channel complex
Molecular function (GO): ryanodine-sensitive calcium-release channel activity; calcium ion binding
Source: RefSeq, a predicted model, not a curated record